UUGACUGUCAAAAACGUCGAACCCACAACCUGCAAAAAUGAGGUUAGGUUUAUGUUUAAUUUUAAUAACAAGUAAUUCGAGUUCAUCACGCUAAGUAAACCCUGUCGAAAUGGAUCUGUGGAACAUUAAAGAUUUGGAGCCACCCCCAGUCAUCAGCUGUAAAGCCUGCACAAAGCAAAUCGAUGUACGCCUCCUGCAUGCCGUUCUCCAAGAAGGAGUCAACUUUUUCUCAAACCAACACCACUUAUUCACCGAAGCCGCUUUACUCUCACGCUCAGUCUACCGUUUCAAGGUGAAAUUUCGUUCCUCUAAGGAUUUCAAAAUCGUGGAAAAACUCAACCACAUUCUGCGGACUUACCAGAGAAUGCACAUUUCGGCGGCGUUGAACGUGCUGUUGGUCACAAUUCCUCAGAAUUACAAAUCCAACAACACCUACAUGUUGACAAAAAACAUGUUGGAUUAUGUUUUAGUGCGCCUGCAAGGAGUGGGAAAGCUGUUGUGCGCAACUUUGGAAGCUUGUAAGGAGGUUUCAGCUGCCAUGCAGCAGAGAUUAAGACUUGGCCAUUUUUGGAAAGUCGCUAUUGUUAUUUUUGCCACAGCUGCCAGGCUUUUUGUGGUUGUUAAAAAUGCCUUAAAGUAUUCUUGUGAGAUGUAUGGGCAUUUGUUGCCGUAUUCGGCGAGUUUGGGGAAUUCUGGGGUGCAGUGGCUGCCGGAAGGGUACAUUUUCCCCAGUCAUUUGGACGAGUGGUUGGAAAUUGAUUGGUUGGAUCUGGAUAACGUGGUUGAGAUUCUUGAUGAUGAUGCUAUUUUGUUUUAUUUAAAACAAACGAAUUCUGAUGAUUUUUAUUCUUAGAAACCUAAAACACGUUUGAAAUGGUAAAUUUUUGAAAGAAAAUAUGGAUUUUGCAAUUAGGCUCCACCCCUCGGCUUAGGAUGAAUAAAGAAAAUCACCAGAAUUAAGAUAGGGUGGGUGGGCGUUGGUUAUAUUUUGCCUUUUUUUUUUUCUUAAUAUACGUAGUCAUCUUUUCACAACAAGAAACUUAAAACAUAGUUAAAAUGGUACAUUUUGUAUUUAUGUAUGUAUUGUAAUUGGUAGAUUUUGCAAUUAUGGCACGGAUCCUAAUUGCAAAAUCGAUAUUUUCUUAUACAAAUUUUCCAUUUUAAACAUGUUUUAAGUUUCAUGUGAAAAAAGUCUACACAUAUCAAAACAAAAAAGCAAAAUAUAAACGAAAUUUGUAAACUAGUGUGGCAAUAGGUAUAUUUUGUACUACCUCUCUCUAAGAAUUGUAUGUAAUUUAUCAGACGUUGUAACACGUUUGGAAUUUAUUGUGUGCCAAAUUGGUCACCAAUUUGUUGGGUGAAUUACAUACAAACUAAGACCGUGAGUGUUAAUUGUUUGCCAGAUUGAACAUUUUGUACUUCCUUUUGUUCUACUUUGUAAUAAACUGUACAGUUUUAUGUUAAUAUUUAUAAAUUAUUUUUGUAUACAUAUUUUGAUAAGUAUCUAUAUUUUGUUUUCUAACUGUGUUAUUUUUGUAGUGUUAUAACAGUAACAUACAUUUUUGUAAAUAGUUUUCUAAUACAAUAUAGAUAUUUGGAUUUUUAUUUA
Zophobas morio is the source of this 1609-nucleotide messenger RNA. RefSeq lists its product as uncharacterized. Bases 110 to 853 code for a protein of 247 amino acids. Lineage: Eukaryota; Metazoa; Arthropoda; Insecta; Coleoptera; Tenebrionidae. The transcript is spliced from 2 exons. The record is from RefSeq and is a predicted model, not a curated record. Gene Ontology annotation, biological process: positive regulation of Notch signaling pathway. Gene Ontology annotation, cellular component: nucleus.